This is a messenger RNA of Letharia columbiana, 633 nucleotides long. RefSeq lists its product as uncharacterized. The transcript has 2 exons. The record is from RefSeq and is a predicted model, not a curated record. Bases 1 to 633 code for a protein of 210 amino acids. NCBI's taxonomy places the organism in Eukaryota, Fungi, Ascomycota, Lecanoromycetes, Lecanorales, Parmeliaceae.
AUGGCAUCCACCACCUCCAAUGCCCACACGGCGGGUGAGAAGAGCCGACAUAUCAUACGUCUCCUUGAGGAACGCGGUCAAGAUGACUACAUCGGGGAGGAUAUCAGCCAGCUGGAGCAUUGCCUACAAGCCGCCCAUCAGGCAAAAGGAGCCGGCAGUCAGAAUGAAGUCAGCAUCGCCGCCUUGCUUCACGACAUAGGGCAGUUCCUCCCAGCGGACUUAGAGUCUGACCAGAUCAAAGAGCUAAAGUCGCAGAACGAUUCUGUCUCAGUUGGCCGAGUGGGGCACGAGACUAUUGGAGAGCACUACUUGCGCUCGUUAGGGUUUGGUGAGACAGUUUGUCGUCUCGUGGGAUCUCAUGUCGCCGCCAAGCGUUAUCUCACUGCUAUCGAUCCGGCCUACUAUACCGGUCUGUCUGCAGCAUCGAAGAAGAGUUUGCAGUUUCAAGGGGGCCCGUUGAAAGGGAAGGAGCUUGAAGUGUUCAUGACGGACCCGUUGAGCAAGGAUAUGAUCAGGUUGAGGAAGUGGGAUGAUGGCGCAAAGGUUGUCGGGAUAGCGGACAAGACGCCGAGGUUGGGAGGAUAUGAGGCAUUGAUUGAAAAACACCUGAGAGGGAACACAGAAAGGCUUUAA